Messenger RNA from Fonsecaea erecta, 1083 nucleotides. RefSeq lists its product as hypothetical. The coding region runs from base 1 to 1083 and encodes 360 amino acids. NCBI's taxonomy places the organism in Eukaryota, Fungi, Ascomycota, Eurotiomycetes, Chaetothyriales, Herpotrichiellaceae. The transcript has a single exon. Gene Ontology annotation, molecular function: oxidoreductase activity, acting on the CH-OH group of donors, NAD or NADP as acceptor; NAD binding. The record is from RefSeq and is a predicted model, not a curated record.
AUGUCUUCUUCUUCGUCAACUCCACUCAAACUGGCCAUCCUGGAUGACUACGCCUCGAUCGCCCUGCCGCACUUCCAGUCGCUGCUGUCGUCGGCACCGGGCCAGGUGCAGAUCGACUCGUUCCCCAGCACGCUCAAUGCGCGGAUCCCGGCCGAGCACGCGCAGCUCGUGGAGCGGCUGAAGCCGUACACGAUCAUCUCGAGCAUGCGCGAGCGCACGCUGUUCCCGCGCUCGGUGCUCGAGCAGCUCCCGAACCUGAAGCUGCUGCUGACCACGGCCAUGAAGAACGCGGCCAUCGACCUGGCGGCCUGCAAGGAGCGGGGCAUCACGGUCGUCGGCACCGCGCCCAAGCCCAACGCCGUCAAGGGCUACGACGCCACCAACGAGAUCACCUGGGCCCUGAUCCUGGGGUUCGCCAAGGACCUCGUGCACGGCGACGCGCUGAUCAAGUCGGUUCCCGGGGGCUGGCAGACCCACCUGGCCGUCGGGCUGGCGGGCAAGACGCUCGGCCUGCUGGGCCUGGGCAAGCUGGGCACGCAGUGCGGCGUGACCGGCGUGCUGGGCUUCGGCAUGAAGGUGGUGGCGUGGUCGAGCUCGCUGACGCAGGAGAAGGCCGACGAGGCCGCCGAGUCACGGGGCCUGCCCAAGGGGACGUUCCAGGUGGCCGCGUCGAAGCGCGAGCUGUUUGAAAAGGCCGACGUGCUCAGCGUGCACUACGUGCUGUCGGACCGCAGCCGCGGCAUCGUGGGCGCCGACGAGCUGGCCGCCAUGAAAAAGUCGGCGUUCCUGGUCAACACGUCGCGCGGACCGCUGGUCGACGAGCCCGCCCUGGUCGCGGCCCUCGAGGCCGGCCAGAUCCGCGGCGUGGCCCUCGACGUCUUCGAAACCGAACCCCUCCCCACGGACAACACGCCCUGGCGCCGCAGCGACUACUGGGGCACCCAGGGCCGGAGCCGCGUCCUGCUGAGCCCCCACAUGGGCUACGUCGAGGAGGAGACCAUGAAUAGUUGGUACGAGCAGCAGGCUCGUGCCGUGGCCAGCUGGCUCAAGGGCGAGGAAGUCAAGGGCAUUAUGCAACCGUAG